AUACAUUUUAGUGAUAUUAAAUUUUGAGCUCCAGAUAAUGAAAAACAAUUGUUUCUUUAUCCUUUCUUUCUUUUCACCUUCCUGCCUUCCCAACUCGGAGAACAAAAGAACAAAUAGUUGACUGUGUCCCUUAAAAUCAUGAAUUCUGACUGAAUAAAUGCACUGCAUAGAAACUGAACCAAGCAUUUGCUGUUAAUUGUUUUCCUUCUCCUGCAGUGGCCUGUGAUGCGGCCACAAGCCAGCAUAGCAUCACAUGCAGCUGAUUAUCCCUGUAAUUCUCCAUGACUAAAACAACGCUGUCCUUUUACGCAAAUGACUCCAGCGUGAUCCCUCAGCCCAUGUGGCUGGCCAGGACUUCUACUUUGACUUUCUUUUUCUUUGUUUUGUGAGUGGUCGCUGAGAAACAGGCAGCAAAACUGUGGAACUACCUGUAUCCUGUUCUGAAUCUUUACCCCGGUGAAGGCUGUUUACACACAACCACAAAUGGACAACGGUGGGAAGAAAAGAGGAAUCGUGAUAAAAGACGACUGGCCAGGAUACAGUCUGGACCUGUUCACCUACCCUGAACACUACCAUGAAGACAUAGAGAGCGUUUACAUUCCACAUGGGGUCAUCAUGAACAGGGUGGAGCGUCUGGCCGGCUACGUCAUGGAUGACUUCGAGGACAGUAACAACAUCGUGGUGCUGUGCGUCUUGAAGGGAGGCUACAAGUUUUGUGUGGACCUGGUGGAGUUCAUCAAGGUUCUCGGGCGCAACUCCGACAACUACGUGGAGACCCGAGUGGAGUUCAUUCGUCUGAAGAGCUACCUAAAUGACCAAUCAACAGAGGAGCUGCACAUCAUAGGAAGCAGAGAUCUGUCAUUCCUGCGUGGAAAGAGUGUGCUCAUUGUGGAGGCCAUAGUUGACACAGGAAAGACCAUGAAGGCCCUUCUGAAGCAUGUGGAGACCUUUGAACCCAAGAUGGUCAAGGUCGCAGGUCUGCUGGUGAAGAGGGUCCCUAACAUGGCUGAAAGUCUGACAGACUAUGUUGGAUUUGAAAUCCCCAACCACUACGUCGUUGGCUAUGCUUUGGACUACAAUGAAUAUUUCCGUGACCUGAAUCAUAUCUGUGUCAUCAGCAAGACUGGGAAGAUGAAGUACAAGGUUUGAGAAAAAUGGAUAAAUAAAAGAAAGAAAUGCUGGCCACAAGGACAGGACUGUUGGUGACAGAUGGAGAGAGCUUAUGGACGUUGGCAUCCCCGCGCCCGGAUGACGCCCACUCUGACUCAUGGAAAACACACAGUGGGUGCAGCAGGCAGGCUGAACGGCGUCUCCUCACCACACUGUAUCUAUCUGUUCCCAACUUUAAUCAGGCCUUACUGGAAAUCACAAACAAAUACAUGAGAAUUCAAUUGAGGAUUUGGCAAAACCGACAUGUAAAUUAAAUCUGGAGUCUGUU
This is a messenger RNA of Sebastes umbrosus (honeycomb rockfish), 1438 nucleotides long. It is a transcript of the gene prtfdc1a, whose product is annotated as phosphoribosyl transferase domain containing 1a. Bases 484 to 1149 code for a protein of 221 amino acids. Gene Ontology annotation, molecular function: magnesium ion binding; hypoxanthine phosphoribosyltransferase activity. The transcript has 11 exons. The record is from RefSeq and is a predicted model, not a curated record. NCBI's taxonomy places the organism in Eukaryota, Metazoa, Chordata, Actinopteri, Perciformes, Sebastidae. Gene Ontology annotation, biological process: GMP salvage; purine ribonucleoside salvage; guanine salvage.